UUGAGUUUGAACAAAAAUGUUAUUUUCACUCACAUUUUCUUUCUUCCCAUACUUCGCCUAUAUUUUCCUCGCUAUUUUAUUUGAAGUUUGUUACAUUAUAAUCAAAGUAGAUUGCACCUUCAAUGGUGACCAGUCUGGAUGAUCCUCCUUGGGAUUCUUUCGUCUCAAUUUUGAUGAAUGGAUUUGCCACAUGAGCAGAUCGUUUUAGUAAUGUGAUGUUCUACUUUAAACUGCUUAUGCCGGUUACUCUGGGCUUUUGAAUAGAGUCAAUCCACCGCCUUUUUCCAUAUAACAGAUCAGAAACCCAUGACACUAUCCUAGGUUGUGAUCAUGGAUUUAAACACCUCUUAGAUGUUCUAAAGUUGCUUCAUGUGUUUAGCUUGAUUAAGAUGGUUAAUGUAUCUCUUAUUGCGCAUGGUAAGGUUUCUAGCAAACCACAGGAUUCUCAACAUAGCCUCCCAGACCUACAAGGUGCAGGUGCAGGUGAUGGGAGUGAUGAUAAAAAAGAACCUUUUUUUGCUAAAGGAAUUUUGAAGAAACUGGGAAGAUAUGGCAUUGCAGGGGUAUUAUCGUAUGGGCUACUGAAUACUGCCUACUAUCUCACCGCAUUUCUCGUCGUGUGGUUAUAUGUUGCUCCUGCACCUGGGAAAAUGGGUUAUGGUGCUGCUGUAAAAAGAUUCCUAAAAAUAAUGGCUAUGGUGUGGGCUGGUAGCCAAGUCACGAAACCUGCUAAAGCAGGAGGGUGAGCUAUCUAAUAAUGGACAUUCCUUAUUUCUUAUUAUGAUUCUCAGGGUCCGUUUGGAAUACGGGAAAUACUAUGGAAAGAAAGUAGAGAGGAAAACAUGAAGAUAAUUUGAAGUGAAACCAAAGAUAGACUAAAACGCAUUAGAAUUAUUUAACAAUUUGGUCAAAACUGAUAUUAUUUGUUGAUUCAUUUCUAAUAUAUUUAGAGUCAGAAACUUAAACUUUUACUCCGAAUUUCACUUUUCUUUGCAGUUCCAUGGUAAUAUGCUAAGUACAUAAUGCCAAUCAUAAGAAUGUAUCAUUUCAAGGAAUCUUUUCCCCUUUCACUAGCACUUCUCGGGAUCAAAACACAUGUAUAUCAUUUUUCAUUGCAUUAUGCCAUUAUCCAAGGGCUCUAGCUCUUGCUCCGUUUGUGGACAGGGGAUUGUCAUGGUUUACUGCUAAGUUUGGGUUUCAGUCACAAGGAAAGGCUUCAUUGACCAUCUCUGGAUUUUGCUUAGCAUUGGUUAUGGCGUUUUUCCUUGUAGUGACGUUACUUUGGGCAUAGAGAGAUACAAUGCUCUGCAACCGUUCAAACCGCUUCUCAAAAAUGACAUUUUUGUUUUUGGCAAAAACACCAAUAGGCAAACAAGAACAUGCACAUUGUAUCUAUUUUCCUCCUCUUCGUUCUCUAUUAGUGUCGUUUUUAUGAUGACAAUUAUUAUUAUAGUGAAUGGAUUGAGAUGAUAAUUUUCACUUCUAUUGUGUCGAG
Molecule: messenger RNA, 1495 nt
Organism: Cuscuta campestris
Lineage: Eukaryota; Viridiplantae; Streptophyta; Magnoliopsida; Solanales; Convolvulaceae
Source: the annotation of a GenBank genome assembly